AUGCAACAUCGCCACAGGAGAGGCAGCAUCUCGCCCGUCACGGAUUUUCUAUUAGACGUCCAAGAAAAUGUCGAACAACAACGUGAAACUUUCGUCAACGAGUGUGCUGUGGAUGGUGCAAGAUUUGGCCGCGCAUUGAAACGUAAUAAAAUCUUAAAUUUUGCGUCGAUGGCUGAAAAAAAAAGUGUUAAAGUCGCUGGAAAAGUGCAUGAGUUCCAGAUGCAACGUGAUUUAUUUGGUCGAAUGAUUGGUUUAUCAAUGCAGCAGAAAAUAGACAUUGCAAAAAUUUUGUCCUACCCACUAACGCCUGUUCCAAUGUCGCUGUGUCAUUUGGACGGAAAAAUUUGCAAGGCUAAUAAGUCAGUGUUUUAG
Molecule: messenger RNA, 372 nt
Organism: Ceutorhynchus assimilis (cabbage seed weevil)
Lineage: Eukaryota; Metazoa; Arthropoda; Insecta; Coleoptera; Curculionidae
Source: the annotation of a GenBank genome assembly